Molecule: messenger RNA, 1087 nt
Organism: Adelges cooleyi (spruce gall adelgid)
Lineage: Eukaryota; Metazoa; Arthropoda; Insecta; Hemiptera; Adelgidae
Product: mediator of RNA polymerase II transcription subunit 8-like
Exons: 2
Coding region: 212-961 (249 amino acids)
Biological process (GO): regulation of transcription by RNA polymerase II
Cellular component (GO): mediator complex; core mediator complex
Molecular function (GO): transcription coregulator activity; RNA polymerase II cis-regulatory region sequence-specific DNA binding
Source: RefSeq, a predicted model, not a curated record
CUGAUAGCAGUGUUUAUGGAUAAUGUUAUUAUACGUAGGUAUUAGGUCUCUGAUCGGUCUGAUAUUUUAUUUAAUAGGUACAUAAAUAAGCUUUUACGGUGGCUAGCCAUUAGUUUAACGGAGUACGACUAACGUUAACGUAUAAUAAUAUUCCAAUAUACUUGAAAUAUUUUUGUAUACAAAACGCGCAUCUUACGUGAUAUCAUCAAAAAUGCAACGAGAAGACAAACAAUUGGAAUUGGUACUUGAAAAUUUCCACACUAAACUAAACGAAUUCAAAGCUCAGAUUUAUGCACUCAUUUUCAAAUUGGAACAUGAACGAGAUAACAUUUGUUGGACCAACGUACUCGAUACGUUUGCUGUAUUUUCUACUCAGUAUACAGCCAUCAUGAAGUAUCUGUCUUUUGAGAAAAUACCACAACUACGUAACUAUACCAUUCUGCCUCUGUUAUUAAAUCCCGACCGCGAUGAAGAUUUGGCACGUAGCACUGAAAAUCGUGUCCAAGCUUUGUCUCAUGACGUCGUGCCAGAUUUCCUUCGUACCAAAACAGAACCCGAAGUGGAACAUAAACUUAUGCAGGUAGAGCAUAAAGCUGGCGGCUUACAGAACGAGACCGCGUUAAAGCAGCUCACCGCUUUUAAUAAAGUGGUGAACCACGUUCUGGAUCUAGUGUCCAAGGCUAGAGAAGAGUGGGAAGUAGAAACCGGUGCACGAGUUGGAAUUGGUCAGACGUCGUCAGUGCCUGAUUUGCAUACGCUCGUGGCUGCUGUCAGCAUGGGCAAGAAUCUAAAACCAAUGGUACCACAAGUUUCUCCUGGCGGUAUGAUGGUGCCACCUUCUGGAAGACCGGUGACUCCCGGUAUGGGCCCAAAUACUCCACCAAUGGGUAUGAUGCCAAAACCUCCUCCGAACAUGAAGACUAAUGUAAAGGCUGCUGGAGCUCCACAUCAGUAUCGAUAGAUUAGUAAUUCAAUAGUUUUUAAUGUUUGUAUUGUAAAGUGUAACAAAAUUCACGCUGUGUGCAUUUCUUGAUUAUUUUACGAAUUUGAAUUAAGUGUUAAAUUAAACAAAAUCAUUUUUAACGUC